Messenger RNA from Penicillium canescens, 435 nucleotides. RefSeq lists its product as uncharacterized. NCBI's taxonomy places the organism in Eukaryota, Fungi, Ascomycota, Eurotiomycetes, Eurotiales, Aspergillaceae. The transcript has a single exon. The record is from RefSeq and is a predicted model, not a curated record. The coding region runs from base 1 to 435 and encodes 144 amino acids.
AUGCACACCAAAAUCCUCACCACACUUCUCCUCUCCUCAAUGGCCCUAGCAGCCGACACGAGCGUCUCAAGCUCACCAUCCUCAAUCGAAUCCGACUCUGCUGCCCCCAGCAGCAUAAUGCAAACAACCGUCAGUUCGGUUGUUAGCGCCACUUCCCUCCCCGGCUCAUCCUCGGGUGUGCAUACAUCGCCCACCGUAACUAUGACUACCUCUGCCGAGGAAAGCGGGAGUGGAUCUUCGUCUAGCUCUGCUGCAGAGUCUACUAGCACCGACUCUAACUCCAAUUCGGGCUCGGACUCUACCCCAACUUCUAGCUCCAGUGCUAGUACUACGGCUUCGCCUUCGACCAGUACUGGUGCUGCUGCUGCUCCUACCGGGGCUGGGAUGAGUCUUGCGGGUGCUGCUGGUAUUCUGGGACUUGUUGUUGUUCUGUAG